Nematocida minor is the source of this 2013-nucleotide messenger RNA. RefSeq names its product DNA replication licensing factor MCM5. The coding region runs from base 1 to 2013 and encodes 670 amino acids. NCBI's taxonomy places the organism in Eukaryota, Fungi, Microsporidia. Gene Ontology annotation, cellular component: MCM complex; nucleus. Gene Ontology annotation, biological process: DNA replication initiation; double-strand break repair via break-induced replication. The transcript has a single exon. The record is from RefSeq and is a predicted model, not a curated record. Gene Ontology annotation, molecular function: ATP binding; single-stranded DNA helicase activity; 3'-5' DNA helicase activity.
AUGAACUACAGCAGGGAAAGACCGUACGAAAUAGGACUAGCAAACGACGAGAGCCAUCUAUCAGACGACCAAAUAAAGGGGCUCUUCUGCUCCUUCAUUGAGACAUUUAGAAUAGGAACAGAGUACAUAUACAGGGAAGAGCUUGCAAGGAACGAAAAGCUGCUCAGAGUUAUAGUAGAGCACAUGAGCAUGUUUGACGCAAAGCUCUUUGAGAGCGUGAUGAGCAGGCCUCUCCAUUAUUUGGAAAUAUUCAGAACAGCCAUAAACGAGCCAGGGAAGAAAGAAAGGUACAUUGAAAUAGUGUCGCAGUCUACGGUUACGCCAAUAAGAAAGCUAGAUGCUGCCCAUAUAAAUAAGAUAUCAACUGUCAGGGGAAUAGUUCUAUCUGUUUCUACCGUGUGCUCCAAGCCCACCGUUCUCUACGUCUUUUGCAAAACGUGUCUUAACACAAAGCUAGUGAACGAAGUGCUUCCCAGAAAGUGCGAAUCGUGCAGCGGUGUAGACACCUUCAUUGCAUCGCCAGAGAAAAGCAUGCUGCAGGACAUCCAGUACAUAAAAGUCCAGGAGACAUUUGAUGAUCUGCCAACAGGAGAAAUAGCACGGCACUUGAUGAUAUGCGCAGCUGAUGGGCUCGUAGACCGAGUGAUCCCAGGGGCAUCAGUGACAAUAACAGGCGUGUACUCAGUGGGGAGUGGAAAGAUGAAUGUACCGUUUAUCAGGGCUAUGGGCAUGUCUGUGAACAAAGAGCACAUAGGAAUACUGUCUGCACAAAGAAUCACAAGAAAUGUCCCAAAAAAGUUCACUAGUUUGUCUCGAUCAGUGAUAAUUAACAGCAUAUCACCUGAGGUAUUUGGACACAAAGACGUAAAACUUGCACUGGCGUGUGCGCUCUUUGGAGGCGUGCAGAGAAAGUUUGAGGAUGGCAUCCGCAUCAGAGGAGACAUCAAUGUGCUUCUCCUGGGAGACCCUGGAAUAGCAAAGAGUCAGCUGCUUAAGUUUCUAUCAGGUGUCUCUACCCGCGGCGUAUACACGAGCGGAAAAGGAGCCAGUGCAGCUGGUCUAACUGCCACUGUGUGCAAAGAUAAGCACGGAAACUUUUAUUUGGAGGGUGGUGCUUUAGUUCUUGCAGAUGGCGGACUGUGCUGCAUUGAUGAAUUUGAUAAGAUGCAGGAGAAAGACAGAGUGGCUAUCCACGAGGCCAUGGAGCAGCAGACGAUAUCUAUCUCAAAAGCCGGCAUAGUCACCUCUCUUAACUCGCGGUGUGCUGUUGUUGCAGCUGCAAAUCCAAUAUUCGGCCGAUACGACGAGAAUAAGGCGCCUGGAGAGAACAUUGACUUUGGUGUAACUAUUUUGUCAAGGUUUGACCUGAUAUUUGUGAUCAAAGAUACGAUGAAAACAGAUAAGGUAAUUGCAGAGCACGUGAUAAGCAGGUUUAUUAAUGCGUCAGAGGAGGCCAGAGAGCAGAGCAACGGAUCAGAAGAGCAGAUAUCAAUUGAGGAGCUGAGAGACUAUGCAGAGUACGCAAAGACAAUCAACCCAAUGAUCGACGAAGAGGCAGCGCAGAGACUGCAGGCAUUCUACAUCCAAACAAGAAAAACAGCAAGAGCCUCUCGAGAGUCAGGAAAAGGAAGCAUUCCCAUCACCGUACGACAGCUGGAAGCCAUUGCAAGAAUAAGCGAAUCUUUGGCAAGAAUGGAGCUCGAAAGCGUGGUGACACCAGAGCACAUUGAAGAAGCCAUAAGACUGUUCACAGAAAGCACGAUGAAAGCAGUGACAAUGGGGCACUAUGUGGAAGGAAUGCCCAGACAGGAGUGGAUAAAAGAGUUCACACAGGUCGAGGUAGCGAUAAAGAACAGUCUGCCAAUUGGAAUAUCCAAGCCGUACAGACUGCUGAUAAAAGAGCUAUGUAAAAACUACAGUGAAGGCGUUGUAAUAAGGUGUCUAGACGGCCUCAUACGAAAAGAAAAGCUGUGUGUAACUAGUGGAGGAAAGUCAAUACUCAGAAUGCCCUGA